AAUGUAUUAUGAUUGUUUUAUGCAUUGACAGAAUUACUGGGACUUUUUUUGCCCUGUAAUUCUCUGGGAGGUAAAUUAAGUCUUUAUUAAUUUUUAUAGAUACACGAGUGCCAUCUCAUUUGAAUUCUCAUCUAUAAUUUUAAAAUAUAGAUUCACUAUAUUUAUCCAGAGCGUUCCCUGCACUUUUUCUUUUUUUAGGCUUUGUGUCUGCUCUCUUGAUUAGAGCCUCUGCUCCAAAGAAGCCCAUCCUUGACAGGGAGAAAGGAAGCAAAAGCUUUUGGUCAUUCUUAAUUUUUAUUUCCAGUUAUGUCAAACUUCCUCCUAAUCCAGAAGGAUUUGUUCAGUACCCAUUUUUCAGUCUUCAAAAUCCUUGUCUCUGUCACUUCUCUGGUUGUUUCCAGGUUGAGCACAGCAGGGUCUGGCUCCUGGGCUGGCCUGUGCUUGCCACGGCACCCAGGGAGUUCUCAAGCAGGCAGUGAUAAACUCCUGGGAAAUUUCAUGUAGCCAAAUCAGUAAGUAGAUCUGAGACUCUUGCAUUUGCUACUAUAGUCUAUAAAAAUCAGCUUCUGUAUAAUUUGGGGUUUUCUGUAUUCUUCCUUCAGAGAAUCCUCAUCUGCAUCUUCCUGAGCUGUAAACUCUGGAAUUUAAUCUGCUCAACCAUACUUCAAGACAGAUUCAAACCAGUGUAACUUGCAGUAGCAAAGAGGACAGAAGAUGAUCCCCAGCACCUCCCUCUGCUCUGCUGGGCUCUGUGCAUAGGCUCUGCCAUUCUUGCAGCCAUGCAUCACAGCUGCCUGCAGAUCACAUCUGCCUGAUGAUUUCCACUGCAGCUUGGGCACUCAAGGCAGGAAUAUGAGCUGCGAGGAACAGACACCUUCUGAACUUCGGUGCACGCUGCGAGCCUUUCUUAUUUGCUGCAACAAGAAAAGCCUUUUAUUUUAACCCGCUUUCCUUUGAAGAAGUAACUCAGGAAGCUUCAUGGCUUCUCAAGAAUCUCAGGGACAAACCAAACUAAUCUUUAAGGAUUACCUCCCUGGCUCUUCUGACAUUCCUCAACAGAAUACUCCUGUUGAACCAACAAGUCUCUGGAAGCAAACAUCACACACUCAUAAUUUGCCACCUGGUCUGGAGUACCUGAACCAGCUGGACCGGAUAAUUAUUCAUCAGCAAGUGGAGCUUCUGGAAGCCAUACUUGGCACAGAGACCUCCAGCAAAUAUGAGAUAAAAAACCCCUUGGGACAAAGAGUUUACUUUGCGGUGGAAGAGAACGGCUGCUUUGACCGCAAGCUGUGCUCGCCCAUCAGGGCGUUCACCAUCAGGAUCGCGGAUAACGCGGGCCGCGAGGUGAUCCGAGUCAUCCGACCCCUGAGGUGCAACAGCUGCUGCUUCCCCUGCUUCCUGCAGCAGUUAGAAGUUCAGUCCCCACCAGGUACAGUAGCUGGGUACGUUGUACAGAAUUGGGACCCUUUUCUGCCAAAGUUUACUAUACAGAAUGAAAGUAAAGAAGAUGUGCUAAAGAUAAUUGGCCCAUAUGCAACCUGUGGCUGUUUUGAAGAUGUUGACUUUGAGGUAAAAGCUCUCAAUGAGAUGACAACGAUCGGCAAAAUUUCCAAGUAUUGGUCUGGAUUUGUCAACAAUGUCUUCACCAACACCGCCAACUUUGGGAUCCAGGUCCCUGUGGAUCUCGACGUGAGGAUCAAGGCAGUCAUGAUUGGUGCUUGUUUCCUCAUUGACUUAAUGUUCUUUGAAAAUUCUUUGGAUGGAUUAUAACAAGAUGACAGAAACAAUGAAAUAUGCAGAAUGUGUUUCAGUAGAAAUCGCUUGAGCUUUGGACAUGAUUUUGAACUGUAAAAAUUCUUGUUCCUUAUAUGAAAAGACAGGGAGCUAAUUAUGAUGUUUAUUAAAAAAUGUCUCAUGUAAA
Messenger RNA from Taeniopygia guttata (zebra finch), 1921 nucleotides. NCBI's taxonomy places the organism in Eukaryota, Metazoa, Chordata, Aves, Passeriformes, Estrildidae. The record is from RefSeq and is a predicted model, not a curated record.